AUACGGCGAUUGGCCACCAUCGCAACCCCACGCACUGUAAAUAUUAGCAAACAGAAUGGUGACUUGUUAAGACACUCAGCACAUAACUAUAGAUCGCUCUCCCACCGAACUCAGAAUGGUACUAUCCCAGAAAAUGGCUACCAGACAGUGCUGCCACCUAUCACAAGUCAUAACGGUCAGAGUGACACUGACUACAGCAGCUAUGCCAAUGGAACUCUGUCACAAAGUUACACAGGAAGUUCACAACACUACACCCAAAGUUCUGGUGGAGCUCGUGGAGAUGAGACAACAAGGUUCAGCUCUGUCAGUGUUGAUGACAGUGUGGACAGUGGUCGUCCUUCUUCUCCACCGUUCAUUCACGACAUGCCUGUACUUACAGAAGACCAGUCACAAGAAAAUGAAUCUGAUGAAGACUCUGGCGGUGUUGAUGAUGAUGAACUUCGACUAUCAACGGGUUAUGAUGACAUGACCUUGUCAGUUCUCAAUGUCGUCUUCCCUCCAUUUUACUACUCUACCCAUGGGCUGUCCCGUCCCUGCACUCCCACGGAGGAUGACAAACCAAGAUAUUACCAGUUGGUGGAAAAAGCCAUUGAGUCUUUCAUGAUCUCACCUGUAGCAAAGGAGACCAUCCAGGGGAUCUACAACUUUGUCCCUAAGGAGCUGAGACAGUCUGUUCCCGCAGCCUGUAAACAUUUCCUCAAGGAGAUGGAUGAUGACCGAAAGUAUGCCAUAAAGAAGGCCAUCUUGGAUUACAUCCUUCUGGAUCCUAAAGAGCAGGAGAGACUUGGUGUCUGGAUGCCAGAGAAACCAUCAAACUCUGCAGGCAGAGAGAUGUUUCCCUGGCACCAGACAGUCCUAGAACGACGAGAGUUCAUGACCAAAGACUUGUAUAUUACUCACCCUGUUAUGUACACCAUCCUGUACCACUUUGAAACAAAGUAUGGAGCAUUCCGUCUGAUUGAUCUGCCGGCUCUGAGACAGAUAAUGCCUGUCACAAUGGAAACAUUUCUGAAGCAUGUGCAGAAUUCUAGUCGGGUCGGAGCAGAUUUGUUACGUAACCAGUGGUUACAGGAGUGCUGUGAUAUCGUGGACAAUCAGAGAGACGAGGUGGAGAAAUGGAUGCCCAAAGAUGAUCCGAAUUUGCGGAUGAUAAAGAUGGAUCACUUUUUCGCGAGUGUAUCGUCUCUGAUGUCCAACUUACUGAGAUCCUGUGUGACCAACUCCAUCCUUGACCUUGUCGAUCUUGUAGAGGAAUAUUAUGAGGGCAACAAGUAUGAGGGCGUGUACAACAUUAUGGGAGGCCUCGCCUUGCCUCAGAAAAUGCACCCUGUCAAAUUCUUUAUGGAGGAAGAUGAAGCCAAAGCCAGCCUGAAAUUCAAGCCGCCAAUACCGGAUGUUUGUGAUUUUUUUUGCCUCAUCAUCGACCUGAUGGUGACCAGCGUGCAGGAACUGCCCUGCAUCAACACUCUGCUGUUCCAGACCUACGAAGAUGCUGAAAAUCCCACCAUCUGCACGGUUUUAAUUGAGGAGGAAGUCGUGGUCACAUCAAAAGAACGGAUACGCACUGUCAUCAGGGCCAAUGAGUUUGGACCAAUGAGCUACAAGUCAGUGUAUGAUCCCUACAAGUACUUACUGUCAGUGGAAAUGGUACAGAAAAUACAAAAGUUUGUUGGCCGAGAACGUCCCCUCAGGGAAUAUGUCAAGGAAAUAGAGACGUUGAAGAAAAAGGCCUCGGAGAUUGGAUCACUUCCUGUGUUUAUUCCCAUGCAUUUCUUCUUACUGGACUGUAAUCACAUUAACAAGUGGUUGAUUGACCGAGCACGGUACCUGAUAGAGAUUCUGGUGACUAAUAUCAUGGACACGAGUCACAAGUUCAAUCGUGGUAUUUGUAAACAGUACGACACCAUCGUUAAAAGUGUGGCCAUGCAGGCUGAGAACACAGAAGAACUCGUCAAACUGAAGAACUAUGUGGAUAGUCUUAAGUGUGGAGAGCUCCUGGAGCUUAAGGACAAGCAGGAGGUUGCUGCUGGUAACCUUAUGUUUUUACUGGAGUAUACAUAUCUACCGAAAGAUGAUAUAGUCCUCAACAACAGCACCUUCUCCUGGGCAGACCGUAUUGUCCCCAUCAUCACAAACACGGAAAGUAAACUUCAGCGGGAACAUGACAUUUACUGUCAAAAGUUACGAGACAAAAAGAAGAAUUUCCAGAAUCAGUUGGACGAGACUGCCAAACAAGUGGCUAGCUUUGCGCACCGAGACCGAAUGUCUGAGGCAGAGAAUUAUGUUCAGGAUCUUCGUGAUAUAGAACAGCGACUGGAAGGAUUCCUGGAGGAGAAAGCGAAGAUUAACCGCGAGGAACAGUUGCUGGAACUGGAGUCUGUUACACCAUACAAUCAGAUCCAGGACAUCAUGGUGGCUCGUGAGCCAUACGAGAAACUAUGGAACACUGCAGUUACCUUCCACAAGGAACAUGACAAAUGGAUGAACGGGCCUCUCCUUGAGGUCAAUGCUGAGGUCGUUGAGGAAGAGGUACAAUCACUAUGGAGAACUGCCUACAAACUCACCAAGCAGUUCGCACACCCAGAUUUCAAGGGACCAAUGAGGGCAUCCAUCUCUAUCAAAUCAAAGCUUGAAAAAUUCAAAAUCAACAUGCCCUUGAUUAAUGCCCUGUGUAAUCCUGGUAUCAAGAAACGGCACUGGGAUAUGAUGAAUGAGAAGGUUGGAUUUAACAUGGCGCCGUCUGAAGAGACGCCCCUGAUAGAGGUUCUGCAAAUGGAGCUGGAUAAAUACUUAGAUGUUCUUAUGGAAAUCAGCUCUCAAGCCAGCAAAGAGUUUGCCCUCGAAAAGGCUCUGACAAAGAUGAAGGACGAUUGGGAGAACAUGCAUUUCGGCUUCGUCCCGUACAAAGAUUCGGGAAUAAAUAUUCUUUCUGCACCAGACGAAAUACAGGUUCUCCUUGACGAUCACAUCGUCAAGACAACAACCAUGAAAGGAUCUCCCUUCAUAGGUCCGUUUGAAACACAGAUCAAUGAAUGGGACAUCCGCCUUCAUCGUAUGAAAGAUAUUUUAGAUUCGUGGCUAAAGGUGCAAGCCGCAUGGUUAUAUCUUGAACCAAUCUUUGGCUCACAAGAUAUAAGAAACCAGAUCCCAGUAGAGGGCAAACUUUUUGAGGAGGUAGACGAACACUGGAAAACCAUUAUGGAGCAUGCUGUUGAAAAUACAAAGGCCCAGGUGGUGUGCUCACAGGAUCAGAUGCUGGAAAAGUUACAGAAGUCUGAGUCUAUGUUGGAUGACAUACAGAAAGGCCUCAAUGACUACCUGGAGAAGAAGAGACUGUUCUUUCCAAGGUUUUUCUUCCUGUCUAACGACGAGUUGCUGGAGAUACUCUCUGAGACCAAGGAUCCUCUGAGAGUUCAGCCUCAUCUAAAGAAGUGCUUCGAGGGCAUCGCCCAGCUCAGCUUCGACCUUGACAAGGUUAUCAUUGCUAUGGAGUCUGCUGAGAAGGAAGUUGUGCAGUUCUCUAAGACCAUCAUCCCUGCCGAUGCCUGUGGCCUUGUGGAGCGAUGGUUGUUACAGGUUGAGGAUGUGAUGAAACUCAGUCUGAGGGAAGUAUCUGUCAAAGCAGUAAAGGCAUAUCCCAACAACCCACGAUGUGAGUGGGUGUUACAGUGGCCAGGACAGAUAGUGCUAGCUGCUAGUCAGAUCCACUGGACCUCUGAAGUUACACAAGCUAUUAACAGUAAUUACCUGGGGCCAUACCUGGCAAAGAGCAACAAACAGAUAGAUGAGGUAGUACAGAUGGUACGAGGUUCCCUCACAAAGAUGGCAAGGAUCACUCUGGAGGCUCUCAUUGUCAUAGAUGUCCAUGCCCGAGAUGUGAUAGCCAACCUAGCUAAGUUAGAGAUGAGCAGUCCUGUUGAUUUCUCCUGGAUCAGCCAGCUUCGUUAUUACUUUGAAGAAGAUUCUGUGCUGGUGAAAAUGAUCACCACUACUGUAGCUUAUGCUUAUGAGUACCUGGGAAAUACAGGGCGUCUAGUCAUUACCCCACUUACCGACAGGUGUUACAGAACCCUCAUGGGAGCACUGCUGUUAAAUCUGGGAGGAGCUCCUGAGGGACCGGCGGGGACUGGCAAAACUGAGACCUCCAAAGAUCUGGCUAAAGCUGUUGCUAAACAGUGUGUGGUGUUUAACUGCUCAGACGGCCUUGACUACAAGGCCAUGGGAAAGUUCUUCAAAGGCCUCGCACAGUCUGGAGCCUGGGCAUGUUUUGAUGAAUUCAACAGGAUAGAGUUGGAGGUGUUAUCCGUCAUCGCGCAGCAAGUCCAGACGAUACAGAGAGCUAUUGCUGAACAAGUCAAAAUGUUUAUGUUUGAGGGUACAAACAUUUCUCUCGACCCAACAUGUACAAUAUUUAUCACUAUGAAUCCUGGGUAUGCAGGACGUGCUGAACUGCCAGACAAUUUAAAAGUGUUGUUUCGUACAGUAGCCAUGAUGGUACCCGACUAUGCUAUGAUUGCUGAGAUAUCGCUGUAUUCCAUGGGAUUUGUAGACGCUCGCAGCAUGUCCACAAAAAUUGUGGCAACAUAUAGACUGUGUUCAGAGCUACUGUCUUCACAACAUCACUACGACUACGGUAUGCGAGCGGUGAAGUCAGUGUUGACCGCAGCAGGAAGUCUGAAAUUGAAAUACCCUGAACAGAGAGAGGAUGUGUUGGUGCUGAAGUCAAUCAAUGAUAUUAACCUUCCGAAGUUUUUAUCCCAAGACAUUCCACUGUUUGAAGGAAUCAUAUCUGACCUGUUUCCGGGGAUAGAACUUCCAGCAAUGGACUACGGAGACUUGCAAGAGGCUCUUAUAGAGAACCUCAAGAAAAGCAGUCUCCAGGCUGUUCCUUGGUACCUGGAAAAAAUCAUUCAGAUAUACGACAUGAUCCUGGUAAGACAUGGUCUGAUGAUUGUUGGAGAUCCCCUUGGGGGGAAGACAAAUGCCUUCAAAGCUCUCGCAGCUACUCUGUGUGACCUGAAUACCAGUGGCAAGAUGGAGGAAAAGAAGGUGCAGUAUAGAAUUAUCAAUCCUAAGGCUAUUACAAUGGGCCAGUUAUAUGGACGAUUUGAUCCUGUUUCUCACGAAUGGUUUGAUGGUGUAUUAGCCAAUACUUUCCGUGAGCAUGCGUCCAGCACAACAGACUUCAGAAAGUGGAUUGUGUUUGACGGGCCUGUGGACGCCGUGUGGAUUGAAAACAUGAACACCGUCCUGGAUGACAAUAAAAAGCUGUGUCUGAUGAGUGGAGAAAUUAUACAGAUGAGCAACAAACAGAACAUGAUUUUUGAGCCACAAGAUCUUGAGCAGGCAUCCCCUGCCACAGUUAGCAGAUGUGGUAUGAUCUACAUGGACCCCCUGCAGCUCGGCUGGAAGCCAUUUGUCCAGUCCUGGAUGGAGAAUGAUCUUCCUGAUAACCUAAACGCAGAGCAACGUGACAUCAUCAAUAUGCUGUUUGAAUGGCUGCUGCCUCCCUGCCUGAUGUAUGUUUCCAAAUACUGUAAGGCUCUCCUGACUUGUCACCCUCUCCACUACACUACCUGUCUGCUCAGACUCUAUGGUUGCCUCAUGCAAGAUGUCAAGGCAAUUGGGGCAGAGGAAGAGGAAGAUGAUGACAUCAUUGAGGAUGAUGACGAGGAAGAAGAAGCCAAGGAGAAACCAGUGUCGAUGAAUGACCAGAAGAUUAUUGAAGAGCGUACCAACAUGUUGAUCAGCUAUUUCUUUUUCUCCAUUGUCUGGUCCGUAGGAGGAGCACUAGAUGCCAACUCACGCAUCAAAUUUGACGAAUUUUUCCGAAAUUUGUGCGAUGCAGAUGCUGGAGGGACAACUAGCAAAUAUCCAAAACUUGGCCAUAUAACACGGCCUAAGGACCUCAAGUUCUCGCGAGGGCUAAUGAUCCCUAAAAAAGGCCUUGUGUAUGACCAUGUAUACAUCCGCAAACAAUUCGGCUCCUGGUACACUUGGAGCAGCCUUAUCCAGCCAUUCAAAAUUGACGACAAGGCAAAGAUUAACGAGCUGAUUAUAAAUACCGUGGAGACAGAGCGUCAACGAUACUUCCUCGACCGCCUCGUGAUGAUGGACGUCCCCUUGUUAUUUGUGGGACCUACAGGAACAGGCAAAUCGGCCAUCACCAACAGCUUCCUCCUUCAGCUUCCUAAAGACAAGUACAUUAUCACAAAUAUCAACUUCUCUGCCCAGACGUCGGCCAGUCAAACCCAGGAUAUCAUCUUCUCCAAGCUUGACAGGAGGAAGAAGGGUGUAUUUGGCCCCACACUGGGUAAAAAGCUGUGUGUGUUUGUUGAUGACCUGAACAUGCCUGCCAAGGAGAAGUAUGGGGCACAACCCCCAAUAGAGAUUCUCAGACAGUGGAUAGAUCACAAGUACUGGUUUGACAGGAAAGACACAACAAUCCUGGAGCUGGUUGAUAUAGUCAUGGUUUCUGCUAUGGGCCCUCCUGGUGGAGGACGAAAUAAUGUCACGCCACGCUUCACUCGACACUUCAAUGUCAUUGGAAUAGAGUCUUUUGAUGAAGAAACCAUGAAAAACAUCUUCUCUCCGAUCUUAGACUGGCAUUUUAAUUUCUUUGAGACAACUCUCCGAAGGUUUUCAAGGAUUAUCCUAAUGAGCACCAUGGAGAUAUAUAAUAGUGCCAUCGUGAAAUUCCUGCCAAGUCCUUCAAGAUCCCACUACGUCUUCAACCUGCGCGACUUUGCAAGAGUUGUACAGGGUAUUCUAUUGCUGAAGCCAGAUGUAAUGCCCACAGAAGGAACAGAGGCUUCACAGAAAAUUAUGAGAUUGUGGGUACAUGAAGUUUACCGUGUCUUCUAUGACCGCUUAGUGGACGAAACUGACCGCGAGGUUUACUUUGGCCUGGUGAAGCAUUGUAUAGAAACCCAGUUCAAGGAGAAGAUGAAUAUCUUGUUUAAACACCUCAUACCAAAAGAAGCAGAGAGAGUCACCGUCGUUGAUGACGACAUCCGUAGUCUCCUGUUCGGGGACUAUCUGUCUAAGGGCAAGGAGGAAAAACUCUAUGAUGAAAUAUCCAGUAUGGAUGAACUAAGAGAGACUAUAGAACACUACCUGGAGGAAUUCAAUAUGAUGAGUAAGGCUCCAAUGAGCCUCGUCAUGUUCAGGUUCGCCAUAGAACACAUAUCUCGCAUCAGCCGCGUCCUCAAACAGCCCAACGGUCAUUGUUUACUUGUUGGUAUUGGAGGCAGUGGUCGCCAGAGCGCGGCCAAGUUAUCAGCCUUCAUGUCAGACUUUGAGCUAUUCCAGAUAGAGAUCACGAAAAACUAUACAACAUCAGAGUGGCGUGAGGACUUACGGAGAAUGAUGAGACGGGCUGGUGACGAGGGUGUGUCCAUGGUGUUCCUGUUUGGAGAUCACCAAAUCAAGGACGAGUCUUUCCUAGAGGAUGUCAAUAUGAUACUGAACACAGGAGAUAUACCUAACUUGUACGAGAAUGAGGACAGACUAGCCAUCAUUGAAAGGAUGCAGAACCUGUGUCAGCAGCAGAACUUGGUGAUGGAAAUGACUCCACUCAAUAUGUACAACAUGUUUAUAGAACGUAUCAGAAGAAACCUACACGUGGUCCUGGCCUUCAGUCCCAUCGGUGAUGCCUUCCGAAAUCGUAUACGAAUGUUUCCUUCUCUCAUCAAUUGUUGUACUAUAGACUGGUUUAAGGCUUGGCCUGAGGAUGCUUUAGAACUCGUAGCCAACAAGUUUCUGGAUGACGUUGAAAUGUCUCAGGAAGUACGUGAGGAGACGGUCGUCAUGUGUAAACACUUCCACGAGAGCGUACGCGCUUUAUCAGAAAGGUACUAUGAUAUCCUAAGAAGGAGAAACUACGUGACUCCAACAUCGUACCUUGAGCUUAUAAAGACAUUCAAAAAUUUACUGAACAAGAAACGACUGGAAAUACUCACCCUCAAAAACAGAUACCAAGUUGGAUUGGAAAAGCUCAAUUUCUCAGAGCAGCAGGUGAACAUUAUGCAACAAGAACUUGUAGAGCUGAAACCAAAGCUGGAGGAGACGAGCCGUGACACAGAGGACCUGAUCAAGUACAUUGAGAAGGAAAGGAUUGAGGUAGAGUCCGUCAAGGCUGUCGUGGAGAAGGAUGAGGCGGUGGCCAACCAAGCUGCCGGUGAGGCACGAUCUAUCAAGAUUGAAUGUGAGGAGAAGCUUGCUAUAGCAAUGCCUGCCCUCAAUGCAGCUGUGUCUGCCCUCGACACCCUGAACCAGAACGACAUCACUCUUGUUAAGACUAUGAACAAUCCUCCCCUGGGUGUCAAACUUGUUAUGGAAUCUGUCUGCAUCAUGAAGGGUAUUAAACCUGAUAGGAAGGUGGACGGAAAUGGAAAGGCAUAUGAAGACUACUGGCCAGCAGCAAAGAAGAUGCUUGGUGAUCUGAAGUUCCUGGAUUCACUAAAAGAAUAUGACAAAGAGAACAUUCCACCUCCAACCAUUAAGAAAAUUCGUGAAAAGUAUGUCGUCAACCCAGAUUUUGACCCCAAUAUCAUCAAGAAGGUGUCAUCUGCUUGUGAGGGACUGUGUAAAUGGGUGCGGGCCAUGGAUGUGUUUGACAGUGUAUGGAAGGUCGUUCACCCAAAGAGAAAAAACCUGGAAGAAGCUGAAGCCAUUUUAGCCACACAGCUGGCAAAGCUUCAUGAAAAACAAGCUCAGCUGAAAGAGGUCACAGAUAAACUGAACAUGCUACUGGAUAAUCUCAAGGUCAAACAGGAGGAAAUGAAGAAUCUAGAGGAUAACAUUGAACUGACCAAAGUAAAGAUAGAGAGAGCAGAGAAGCUGAUUAGUGGACUGGGUGGAGAGAAGGAGAGAUGGACACAGAAUGUGGAAGACUUGUCAGAGACAUAUGACAACAUUGUUGGGGACGUACUGCUGUCUGCUAGUGUUGUGGCUUACCUCGGCCCAUUCAUCCUCGACUAUCGACAGGAAUGUGUGAAGGAGUGGUAUGGCAUGUGUAAGGAGAAGGGUAUUCCCCUGUCUGAGGUCUUCUCCUUACAGGCGACAUUGGGUGACCCUGUCAAGGUCCGUGAUUGGCAGAUCGCUGGACUACCUGUAGACAAUUACUCGGUGGAGAACGCCAUUAUAGUGACCAGUGCUAAUCGCUGGCCUCUCAUGAUUGACCCCCAAGGUCAAGCAAACAAAUGGAUAAAAAAUAUGGAAAAGGCCAACAAACUAGAGAUUAUCAAAUUGUCCGACCCUAACUACAGCAGACAACUAGAAAAUUGUGUACAGUUCGGAAAUCCUUGUCUCCUGGAAAAUGUUGGAGAGGAGUUAGAUCCCAUCCUUGACCCAAUUCUUCUAAAACAAACCUUCAAACAAAACAACAUGGAGUACAUUCGUGUAGGUGACCAUAUCAUAGAAUAUAGUCGUGACUUUAAGUUCUACAUCACGACCCGUCUCCGUAACCCUCACUACCUCCCAGAGGUUAGUGUCAAGGUCACUCUGCUGAACUUCAUGAUCACCCUGUUGGGCCUGGAUGACCAGCUGCUGGGCAUUGUGGCAGCCAAAGAGAAGCCAGAGUUGGAGGAGACCAAAAACCAACUUAUCAUUGAAAGUGCCAAAAACCGACGUCAGCUCAAAGAAAUUGAGGACAAAAUCCUGGAAGUGUUAUCAUCAUCACAGGGUAACAUCCUAGAGGAUGAGACCGCCAUAGAGAUCCUGUCGUCCAGUAAAGUGUUGUCACUAGAAAUCUCUGAGAAACAGGUGACAGCAACAAAGACAGAGGCAGAAAUUGAUGCAGUUCGCAAUGGAUACAAACCGGUGGCCAAGCAUGGCAGCAUCCUCUUUUUUGUCAUCUCAGAUCUCGCCAACAUUGAUCCCAUGUACCAAUACUCCCUCUCCUGGUUCAUCAACCUAUACCUACAGUCAAUCAUCAACAGUGAUCCAUCUUCUGACCUUGAUCAGCGCAUCUUUAAUCUCAAUGACCACUUCACCUACAGUAUUUACAGAAAUGUCUGUCGCUCCCUGUUUGAGAAGGACAAGCUACUGUUUUCCUUCUUGCUGUGUAUUGGUAUUGCCAAGCAGCAGGGAGAAGUUGAUGACCGUGAGUGGAGAUUUCUGCUGACAGGAGGGGUUGCCCUGGAGAACUUGUUCCCUAAUCCAGCAGCCAACUGGCUUCCAGAGAAAUCAUGGGGCGAGGUUGUCCGUUGUUCUGAUCUUCCUGCCUUCAAGGGCUUCAUGGAACAUUUCAAACAAAAGCUGGCAUUGUGGAAAGCCCUGUAUGACUCGCCUACACCCCAGACAGAGCCCAUCCCUAAACCAUGGUGUGACACCCUCUCGCAUCUGGAACAGCUGAUCAUCCUGCGGUGUCUGCGUCCUGACAAGAUGGUGCCAGCUGUGCAGAUGUUCAUAGUGGAAAAAAUGGGCCAGCGUUAUAUUGAGCCACCGACCUUUGACCUGUCUGUGUGUUACCAGGACUCGCAAUUCUUUUCACCUCUAAUUUUUGUGUUGUCACCUGGAGCUGAUCCAAUGGCAGGACUCUACAAGUUCGCAGAAGAAAAAGGUCUUAUUCCUCGAACUCUGCCACGUGAAGCCACCUUGGCAGGUGCCAGGGAGAAAGAUGAUCCCAAACACAACAUAGCUUCCAUCCUUGGGGUCGCUAGUACCUCAUCCGAACAGAGAGGAUCUGGUGGGAAGGGAUUGACCACCAUAUCUCUGGGUCAAGGUCAAGGUCCUAUUGCAGAGAAGAUGAUUACUGAGGCAAUAGAAGCAGGUACAUGGGUGGUGUUACAGAACUGUCACUUGGCAGCAUCCUGGCUAGGAGAGUUAGAGAGGAUCUGUGAGACUGUGAUAAAUGACCCCACAAAGACCAAAUCUACAUUCCGUCUUUGGCUGACCAGCUACCCUUCACCUGACUUUCCUGUGUCCGUCCUUCAAAAUGGGAUAAAGAUGACCAACGAACCACCAAAAGGGCUGAGGGCCAACCUGCUCAGGUCAUACCUAAACGAUCCAAUCUCUGACCCUACCUUCUUCAAAUCGUGCAAUAAACCUGAUGUGUUUGAAAAACUCUUGUUUGGCCUGUGUUUCUUCCACGCUCUGGUUCAAGAAAGAAGGAAAUUUGGACCACUUGGAUGGAACAUUCCAUAUGAAUUUAACGAGUCUGACCUUCGGAUAUCAGUCCGACAGCUGGAGAUGUUUAUCAGCGACUAUAAAGAUCCCCCCUUAGAGGCGUUGUCCUACCUGACUGGUGAAUGUAACUAUGGUGGCCGGGUAACAGACGACAAUGAUCGACGCCUCAUCUUGAGUAUCCUGAAGAUAUUUUACUGCAAAGAUAUUAUCAUGGAUGAUAACUAUAAACUCUCCUCAUCAGGAAUCUAUUUUGCUCCACCCAAGGGGACGUAUGAUAGCUAUGUGGCUUAUAUCAAAAGUCUUCCUCUCACACCACACCCUGAGGUAUAUGGUUUCCAUGAGAACGCAGAUAUAUCCAAAGAUCAACAAGAGACCCAACAGCUGUUUGACGGCAUUCUACUGACACUUCCUAGACAGGAUGAGACAAGUGGAGGUGGGAAGUCUUCUCAAGAAAUCAUUGAGGAGCUGGCUAGUGACAUCCUCACAAAGAUACCUCCAGACUUCAACCUGGAGGAGGUCAAGACUAAGUAUCCAGUACGCUAUGAAGAGUCCAUGAACACAGUGUUAGUCCAAGAACUAAUCCGGUUCAACCGCCUGAUCCAUGUUGUGAGGACCAGCCUCCAGGAUAUCAGGAAGGCCAUCAAAGGUCUCGUCGUCAUGUCCUCAGAACUAGAGGAUGUCUUUGAUAGCAUGAUGGUCGGCAAGGUGCCAGCCAUGUGGGCAGCAAAAUCCUACCCAUCCUUGAAGCCCUUAGGGAGCUAUGUUACUGACCUUUUAGCAAGGCUGACAUUCUUUAAGGACUGGAUCUAUGGAGGGCCACCUGUUGUCUUUUGGAUAUCUGGAUUUUACUUCACCCAGUCAUUCCUGACAGGAGUGAUGCAGAACUACGCCCGCAAGUACAAGAUUCCAAUAGAUCACCUUGGCUUUGAGUUUGAAGUUACAAAGUCAGAAACAAACAUGGCGAGCAAACCUUCUGAUGGUGCCUAUAUCAAGGGGCUGUUUAUGGAAGGGGCCCGUUGGUGUCGAACCAGAAAGGUCAUCAUUGAAUCCCUUCCCAAGAUUCUAUAUGACCUCAUGCCAAUUAUACAGCUGAAACCUGGGAACAAGGCCGAGUUUGACCUCAGGGACAUGUAUGCCUGUCCAACUUACAAGACAAGUGCUCGUCGUGGGACCCUGUCCACUACUGGUCAUUCCACCAACUUUGUUCUGACCAUUAUGUUACCAAUAGAUAUGGAGGACAACCAUUGGAUCAACCGAGGUGUGGCUCUGCUCUGUCAAUUAGAUGAUUAG
This is a messenger RNA of Ylistrum balloti, 12420 nucleotides long. RefSeq names its product dynein axonemal heavy chain 3-like. Gene Ontology annotation, biological process: microtubule-based movement. Lineage: Eukaryota; Metazoa; Mollusca; Bivalvia; Pectinida; Pectinidae. Gene Ontology annotation, molecular function: ATP binding; dynein intermediate chain binding; minus-end-directed microtubule motor activity. The annotation marks the transcript as partial. The record is from RefSeq and is a predicted model, not a curated record. The transcript is spliced from 82 exons. Gene Ontology annotation, cellular component: dynein complex.